AUGGAUAUCAACAUGGAUCUCAUCAACUCCAAACUCACCCCCGAAACAUGUCUGAUCCCCACCAUCAUCGAGCACCGAGCACAAGAAACUCCCAAUCGAGUUUUUGCGCUUUUACCCAAAGGUCCAACACUACGAGAUGGAUGGUUCGAACUCACCUACAGCGCACUCGCCAAAGCCGUCGAUCGCAUGGCCUGGUGGCUCCACGACACUCUCGACACCGCAGCAGCAGCAGCAACAGCAGAUGAGCAGAAGGAAAAUACGAAAUCUUUGACAUAUGUAGGAGCCAACGAUAUUCGUUAUGUAUUUCUCACGUACGCGGCCGUGAAAAGUCGUCGGAAGCUUUUGAUUCCUUUUCCUGCGAAUACCGUUCCAGGCAUGAGUAAAUUGCUUGCUGCUGCGGAUUGUCGGAUUGCGUUGGCGAGUGGAAAGGGAUGUGAAGUUUGGGGGAAAAUUCAAAAAGUCAAGCCGGAGUUGAGGAUUGUGGAGAUUCCUGAGAUGGAGUUUUUUUUGAGGGAGGGAGAGGGAGAGGUGUUUCCGUAUGAGGUUGGGUUGGAUGAGGGGAGGAAGGAUAUGUUGUUUAUGCUUCAGACUUCAGGCGACCCCAAACCAAUUCUCUACCUCCACCAAUUCCUCGAAAUCUUCCUCGAAAACCGUCUCGCCAACGAACUUCUCCUUAACAACUCCUCCUCCUCCUCCUCUUCUUCUUCUCCCUCCUCACAACACCUCCUCUGUUUCGCCCACCUCAAUCAAGACAUAUAUUUCCCAUGCAUGUUCCCCAUCAGCUGGAGCGCCGCACUCACCAGCUGCACACUUUCCUCUCUCGCCUGGGACGUAACAUGUAUUUAUUUACCCCCGGACGCACCUUUCGAUUCGCACCCGAUGCUCACUCCAGAGUACGUCCACGAUAUUCUCGAAUUGACGCCCAAAGGUCCCAAGAAUGGAAUUAUUAUGGCUCCUGCUAUGUUGAGGGAUGUGGUACAGCAACAUCAGCAGCAGAACUCUUCUUCUUCUUCUUCUUGCACAUCAUCAUCAUCAUCAUCACUAACCCUCCUCCAAAAAUCCUACAAUUGGAUCGGCUACGGCGGUUCACCCCUCGAUUUCGCCACUGGAGAAAUCUUACGAAAAUCUUUCUCUUCCUCUUCCUCUUCCUCUUCUUCUCCAAUCCGCCUCCAAUGCGCCAUGGGCCAAACCGACGUCGGACCCUACGACAUUUUAUUCAAUCCCAAUCCCGCAGAUUGGAAUCUCGUACAAUUUUCCGAGUUGCAUGGGUAUUUUUUGGUCGAAUUCGAUCAGAGAGAAGGGUUGUGGGAGUUGUGUGUGCGGCGCCAACAGAAACAAAAAGGGGGAAAGGGAAAAGAAGAAUGUCGACAUCCAUUUCUGAUGGAUGAGAAAUUGGACGUUUAUCAUACGAGAGAUUUGUUUCGAGCUGUGAGGAGGAAGAAGGGAGGUGGAGAAGAAGGGGAAGAAGAAGGAGAAGAAGGAGAAACUUUUUGGCAAAGUGCAGGACGAGUAGAUGAUUUCAUCAAAUUAUCCACUCUUACAAAAUUCCACUCCGGUCAAAUCGAGAGUAUUCUGGAGACAUGGUGUGAAGAUGUUCAAACGUGUUUAGUAGGAGGAGAAGGAAAAAUUCGACCUUGGGUGAUUGUGGAGUUGCGUCAGAAGAAAAAGGAAAACGAAAAGGAGAAUGGGAAUGGGACGACUGCGUCGCUCACGCCGCCAGAGAGCUUUUGGUUAGCGGUGAACAAAGCGAAUGAGAUUUUAUAUUCGGAAGCGAAAAUUCAGAGGGAGUUUGUGGUGUUUACGGAUGCGGAGAGACCGAUUCAACGCACGGGGAAAGGGAGUGUGGAUCGGAAGAAGACGGUGGGGUUGUAUGAGAGGGAAAUUGAGGCUUUGUAUGAAUGA
This is a messenger RNA of Sphaerulina musiva SO2202, 1902 nucleotides long. Its product is annotated as acetyl-CoA synthetase-like protein. The record is from RefSeq and is a predicted model, not a curated record. The coding region runs from base 1 to 1902 and encodes 633 amino acids. The transcript is spliced from 2 exons. NCBI's taxonomy places the organism in Eukaryota, Fungi, Ascomycota, Dothideomycetes, Mycosphaerellales, Mycosphaerellaceae.